AUGGAGUUUGACAAGUUUGUAAAACUCAAAAAGUUAACUGCGUUGCGUCUAUCUUAUAAUCAAAUAUCAUUAGUUGAAAGUGAAACCAGUGCCAAUAGAACCUUUCAAAAGUUUGUAAGUUUAGGCUUGGCUCAGUGCAACUUGAGUAAGUUCCCAAAUUUCCUAGCAAAGCAAGAUGAAUUGGAGUUGCUAGACCUGCACGGCAACAAUAUUCAUGGUCAAGUACCAAAAUGGGUUUGGAACAUGAGUAAAGAAAGUCUAAAGUGUAUCCAACUUUCUAACAACUUUCUUACAAGCCUCGGUCAACAUCCCAUUCUUCUUCCAUGGACCAAUCUGGCCAUUUUAGAUAUUUCGUCUAACAAUAUCCAAGGAUCACUUCCAAUUCCAUCAUCUUCCACUUUGCAAUACAGCGCAUCAAACAAUUCAUUCAUUGGAAAAAUUUCAGAAUUGAUUUGUAACCUGAGUUCUCUUCAAGUCCUUGAUUUGUCAGAGAACAACUUAAGUGGUCCACUUCCUCAAUGCUUGCACAGCUUUGGUGAUUCCUUGGUCUUAUUGAAUAUACAAAGGAACAAAUUCGAAGGAAGCAUCCCACAAACUUGGGCAAAUGGAAGCAAAUUAAUGAUAAUUAACUUCAGCCAAAACAAAUUCCAAGGGUGGUUACCAAGAUCUUUGGCCAAGUGUAUAACAUUGAAGGCCCUUGAUCUCAGUAAUAACCAAUUCAAUGAUACUUUCCCCUCUUGGUUAGGAGGCCUUCCAAAUUUGAAGAUUCUCAUUUUGCGGUCCAACAAAUUUUACGGACCAAUAAAGAUUCACAGCGUGAAUUAUGAGUUUCCUAACUUACAAAUCGUUGACCUCUCAUAUAAUAGUUUUACUGGAAUGUUGCCAGUAGAAUUAUUUCAAAAUUCCAAUUCUUCCAGAUCUGAUCGUGCAUACCACUUAUCAUAUAUUCAAGUAAACUCAUCUUUUGUAAUGAAAUACAGUUAUCAGAAUAUCAUAUUUCGGUGCAAGUAUAGUUUCUCAAUGAUGAUGACAAACAAAGGAGUGGACACAAUUUAUGAGAAUGUCCAAGAAAUUUUCACAGCCCUUGAUUUCUCUAGUAAUAGAUUUGCAGGAGACAUUCCAGUAUCAAUCGGAAAUAUAAAAGUACUUCGUUUGCUCAAUCUUUCCAAUAACAUUCUCACUGGCCACAUCCCACCAACAUUAGGAAAUCUUGUAGAGUUGGAAUCGUUAUACCUUUCUCAAAACAAGCUCGUAGGUGAGAUUCCACAACAGCUAACACAACUUACUUUCUUGGAAUCCUUCAAUGUUUCUCAUAAUGAUCUUGUGGGGCUUAUACCACAAGGGAAACAAUUUAAUACAUUUGAAAACAGUUCAUUUGAAGGAAAUUCAAAAUUGUGUGGAAAACCAUUGUCAAAGAAAUGUAAGUAUUACGAGGCUUUACCACCUUUAUCUUCAACCUCAAAAAAGAGUCAUGAUUCGGGGUCGUCACUUCAAUUUGGUUGGAGAAUUGUUAUGAUUGGCUAUGGAUGUGGACUACUUGUUGGGGUGACUAUUGGGCAUAUUGUGAUUGAAAGGAAACAUGAUUGUUUAAUGAAGACUUUCGGAGUGAGGCAACCGGUACCAAGAAGAAAGGUUUGA
Messenger RNA from Quercus lobata, 1638 nucleotides. RefSeq names its product receptor-like protein 7. Lineage: Eukaryota; Viridiplantae; Streptophyta; Magnoliopsida; Fagales; Fagaceae. The record is from RefSeq and is a predicted model, not a curated record. Gene Ontology annotation, molecular function: protein binding. Bases 1 to 1638 code for a protein of 545 amino acids. The transcript has a single exon.